This is a messenger RNA of Miscanthus lutarioriparius, 981 nucleotides long. Lineage: Eukaryota; Viridiplantae; Streptophyta; Magnoliopsida; Poales; Poaceae. The record is from the annotation of a GenBank genome assembly.
AUGUCCAAUAGGGCCACACAUUGGUGUUAUGCCUGUCGGCGGCCAAUUCGUCUCCGUGGGCAGGAUAUCAUAUGCCCCAACUGCAAUGAUGGUUUUAUCCAAGAAAUCAGUGAGAUGGGUGGCCGAUUGAACACUUAUGGGCUAAUUGAACCGGACUUUGAAGAGCAUCGAGCUAGAAGAUUUGGAAUGAUGGAUGCCAUGUCUUCCCUUAUGCGGCAACGGAUGGAAGAAAUAGUAGAAGAUAGUUUGUUUGAUGUUCAUGGUAGACAAGGGACAGGUACUGAAUAUGGAAGGAGGCCAACUGCUGUUCCUACGCUGGUAUUUGGCGGCAUCCCUUCUCCUGGAGUUGGUAGCAGUGAUGUUAAUGUUGUCCUCAGGGGAGGCCGCAGAGUUGGCGCUGUCCAUCCAAAUUUCAGUAGUUUAGUUGUUGGUCCCAGUCUGGAAGCCCUAUUUGAGCAGCUACUCCUCCAGAACAACCGUCAAGGCCCAGCACCUGCUCCACAGUCAGCUAUUGAUUCCAUGCCUGUGUUGAAGAUAAAUCGCAGGCAUCUUGACGACGAUGCGCAGUGUGCAGUUUGCAAAGACGAAUUUGAGGUUGGAGCAGAGGCACGGGAGAUGCCAUGCAAGCACCUGUACCACACUGACUGCAUCAUCCCCUGGCUGGUUCAGCACAAUUCUUGCCCUGUUUGCCGCCAUCCACUGCCAUCACAGAGAUCAGGCAGUACCAGUAGCGCCCGUGUGCCUUCAGCUUACUACAACGAAGCCGCUGAUGCUCCUGGGGUCACCAGAGCAGAUCUUGAACCUGCUCCAAGAAACAGCGGCAGCGAAAGCCAGGAAAGGCACAGCUCCUUCUCGUUUCUCUGGCCAUUUGGCAUGUCGAGUUCCAGUUCCAGUUCUUACCAGUACCAAGAAAGUGUUGAUGAGCCUGCAGUAUACGAUCCAAACCAGAGAGCAUAUUCUGAGUGGCACUAUGACCCCUGA